GGGGAGGAGUCUCAUGGUUUAGGCCAGGACAGACCAAAGGACAAACAGACAGAGGUGUAGAAAGAGAAAGUGGCUCAUAACUGGGACAACAAAGAAUAAAAAAGGUCUCCUCAUACAUUUCUGAAGCAGAAAAUAUAUGGCAAUGUCUUCCACUGCUAUGGUGGCCCGGCGGGCCCUCACCGCUGCAUCACAAGGGGGUCAUGAAGGAGGAGCAAGGACCUGGAAGAUCCUGUCCUUUGUAUUGGCCCUGCCCGGUGUGGCUGUCUGCAUGGCAAAUGUUUACCUGAAGAUGCAGGCCCAUUCCCACGACACCCCAGAGUUUGUUUCAUAUUCACACCUGCGGAUUCGAACAAAGCCAUGGCCUUGGAGUGAUGGAAAUCACUCUCUUUUCCACAACACUCACACGAACGCUCUGCCUACCGGUUAUGAGGGACCUCAUCACUGAGCAGGACGCCCUCUGCUGUCUGCAGUACACUGAACUGCUUCACAGUGUCUCCUGUAAUGUCAAUCUUCACUCUGCAGUGACUGACAGAACUUUAAAAUCUUGAAAAUAAAUAAAGUGUUUAACUGUGAUAAUAA
Triplophysa dalaica is the source of this 579-nucleotide messenger RNA. RefSeq names its product cytochrome c oxidase subunit 6A, mitochondrial. Gene Ontology annotation, molecular function: enzyme regulator activity. NCBI's taxonomy places the organism in Eukaryota, Metazoa, Chordata, Actinopteri, Cypriniformes, Nemacheilidae. Gene Ontology annotation, cellular component: mitochondrial inner membrane. The transcript is spliced from 4 exons. Bases 137 to 445 code for a protein of 102 amino acids. The record is from RefSeq and is a predicted model, not a curated record. Gene Ontology annotation, biological process: mitochondrial electron transport, cytochrome c to oxygen.